AUGACCACAGCCAUAGCUAUAGAGGAUGUCAGAAGAGAAGUGAAGAUUUUAAGAGCUUUGACAGGGCAUUCCAACCUAGUCCAAUUUUAUGAUGCCUAUGAAGAUAAUGAAAACGUGUAUAUAAUAAUGGAGUUAUGUGAAGGUGGGGAGCUUUUAGAUCGGAUUCUUUCAAGAGGUGGAAAAUAUUCAGAAGGUGAUGCAAAGGCUGUCAUGGUACAGAUAUUAAAUGUUGUUGCAUUUUGCCAUCUCCAAGGAGUGGUACAUCGGGAUCUCAAACCCGAGAAUUUCCUUUUUACUUCCAAGGAUGAGAGCUCCCAGCUAAAGGCUAUAGAUUUUGGCUUAUCAGAUUUUGUGAAGCCAGACGAAAGGCUUAAUGACAUUGUCGGAAGUGCAUAUUAUGUUGCACCUGAAGUUCUUCAUAGAUCAUACAGCACAGAAGCUGAUGUGUGGAGUAUUGGUGUGGUUGCAUAUAUUCUCCUCUGUGGCAGUCGUCCAUUUUGGGCCCGUACCGAGUCUGGUAUAUUUAGGGCUGUGUUGAAAGCUGAACCUAGUUUUAGUGAGCCACCUUGGCCUUCUUUGUCUCCUGAAGCAAAAGAUUUUGUUCGGCGCUUGUUGAGUAAGGAUCCACGAAGAAGGAUGACUGCUGCACAGGCAUUGAGCCAUCCAUGGAUUAGAAAUUGCAGUGAUAUAAAGCCACCACUCGAUAUUCUUACAUUCCGACUUAUUAAAGCCUACAUGCGUUCAUCAUCCUUACGUAAAGCUGCUUUAAGGGCUUUGUCCAAGACAUUGACCGUGGAUGAACUUCUUUAUCUGAAGGGGCAGUUUUCCCUCUUGGAACCAAAUAAAAAUGGAUGCAUAACUCUAGACAAUAUCAAGAUGGCGUUGAUGAAAAAUGCAACUGAUGCUAUGAAGGAAUCCUGCAUCCAGGAUCUUUUCGUCUCACUUAGUGCUCUUCAAUACCGAAGAAUGGAUUUUGAUGAAUUCUGUGCGGCUACAUUAAGUGUGCAUCAGCUUGAAGGUCUGGAUGGAUGGGAGCAGCAUGCUCGUUGUGCUUACGAGCUUUUUGAGAAGGAUGGAAACCGGGCUAUUGUCAUCGAGGAACUUGCUUCA
Molecule: messenger RNA, 1110 nt
Organism: Elaeis guineensis (African oil palm)
Lineage: Eukaryota; Viridiplantae; Streptophyta; Magnoliopsida; Arecales; Arecaceae
Source: RefSeq, a predicted model, not a curated record